AUGGCGUCCCAAGCUCCACCUUCUGAUGCGGCUGCUGCUCCCACGGAUGCACCAGCAGCAGCGGCUGCAGAAGCACCAACUCAGACAACACCCAAUCGGAAUCAAGGCGGAGGCCGAGGAGGAGGACGUGGAAGAGGAGGAAAUCAAGGACGAGGAGGAAACCAGGCAAGAGGAAGAGGACGCGGACGUGGUGGGGGAGACGGAGGAAGAGGUGAUGGACCCGUCAGCAUUGCUCCAAAUACCGGUAUUCCAUAUGGUCAUGUUCCCGGUUAUUUGCCAGGAUCUUCCAGUCUGGUGGAGGAAUUGGAGAAGAGGAUUCUAAUCGUUUUGCGCGAUGGUCGCCAUAUAGUGGGUACUCUCCGCUCCUUCGAUCAGUACAGCAACUUGGUACUUGAUGAAUCAACAGAACGAAAGAUUCAUCGGCAUAAGGAUGGAACUGUCUAUUUCUCAGACGUUCCGAUGGGUUUAUACAUUGUAAGGGGAGACUCCAUCGUGUUGCUUGGUCAAGCUGCUCCAGAUGAUGGUAUGAAGAAGGUGGAGCCAGCAGAGUUGGAUGAGAUGAUCAAGGGAAGUGGCCAGGCCGCACUGGAGUGGGAUUUUGACAAAGAUCUACAAGCUUAG
Molecule: messenger RNA, 621 nt
Organism: Cylindrotheca closterium
Lineage: Eukaryota; Bacillariophyta; Bacillariophyceae; Bacillariales; Bacillariaceae
Source: the annotation of a GenBank genome assembly